CCGCCAUACUCAACUGUUUUCCAGUGUUUUGUUUAUACAUAUUUCUAAGUUGUAUGCUGAAUAUUUAGAUAGACGUUAUAACGUUCAUAGUGCAAUAAUGUUUUGGCUCCCCCCUGGAAACUUCGCUGUAAAUAAACUUGUUGAUCAAUCCUGAUAUUUGUCAGAUUUGGGAAUGUUUAGAUGAAGAUCGCAAUGCCUAAACUCAAAAAGCCUUUGGAAUCGACAAGGACUUCUUCCAGAAGACAAGCAAGCAAAGAGGCUCUUAAACAGCUCCAAUUAUUAUUGGAUGAUGAAGAUGACGAUGCAUUUGUAAUACCAGAAGAAGAAGAUAAAAAGGAUAUACGUCUGGAACCUACUCCUAAAAAAAGAGUUGUAUCGCCAAUUAUAGAUUCGCCACCACCCAAGAAAAAAUACAAACUUAGUCAUAGAAAAUCAUCUGAUGGGAAUGAUCGAGAUGUUAUUGUGCUGAAGAGUAUAUCCAACUCUAAUUAUGUUCCCAAUGAGAAUACCUUGGAAUUAGAAUGUUUCGUUGAAGAACUGUCAGAUGUUCAGAAAGAGAUGCAAAAAAAAGCAGAAUUGGAGGAAAGAGAACUCCAAGCCAAAUUAGAUGAAUUAAUAAAAAGCAAAAAGGCAGAAGUUGUUUAUCAAGGUGAAAUGAGUUCAGCAAUAGAAGUUAAUGAGCUUAUCUCAGCAUGUGGUAAAAAAUCAGUUUUCAAGCCAAGCGAAAUUCCACAACUUAAUGAACUGGGCGAACAGUCCGCUCCAACUAUCCAAUUGGUUAUGGAUCCUAGGACAGGUAUUAUUGUCGGGAGUAUGCAUAGUACAAACCAAGUACAAAUUUCUACUCCUCCAAUCGCAAAAAAUAAACUUCAGAUUUCUUCAGCCGUCAAGGCUGUUGCAUCGUUACCACAAAAUACACCCACUCCAGCCCCAAGAAAUAUGAGGUCGAGAAGAGGGGGAAUAUCUACUCCUCCAGCUUUAGUACAAUCGAGAACAAAUACUUCUACACUUACUAGAUCGAACAGUCAUGGUGUAAUAACAAGAGGAAAUUCAAAUACCACUAGAUCAAAUAAUUCGGUUAGGGGACUUCCACAGAGUGGAGCGUCUUCUCCAACAAUACAAACGAGAGGAAUGAAAAGUAUACCCACAAUUCAGACUAGGAAUAAUAAAGCAACACCACCAACCACCAGUAAGAGGCCUAUCAUUAAUGUUCCUGUUGAAAAACAAAAACAAGUGGUAGAUUUGACGUCAGAGGAAAAUCGUAAUCAGGCAGAUAACAGGGAAAUUGCAUUUAGUAAGCUUCAGGGAAAAACUUAUCCAUCAUUAGUAGUAGUUGCAAGACCGCAUCUCAGAGUUACCGAUUUAUCUAUAGACAGACCAAAACUUGAUGCUAAGGUGAAAAGUGUUUUAAUGCAUCCUCCUACUAAAUUCACAGAGUGGUUGAUUCAACAAGGCCUAAUUCGUGCUGAACAAAAAUGUCCUGUGCACAGUAAUACCCAACUUAAAUUGGGAAUGUACAGUGAUGUUGCCAAAUUUCCAUUUUCGGGUGGUUAUGUUUGGAUAUCCGAGUGCUGUCCUCAAAGAUUUGUGUCGGUUUUUAAUGGUUCAAUCUUUGAAGGAUCACCCCAUCCACCUGUUGUCAUGUUAAAGCUCAUUUAUCAUUGGGCUUGCCAGACAAAUAUUCAGAAUGUCACUCAAUGGGUUAAAGUGGAUAAUCUAUAUGUGAAAGGUGUAUAUGUAUGGCUCAGAGGUAUAUGUACAGUUGCUGUACAAAGCCGGCUACGACAGUUGGGUGGCCCCGGAUGUCGCAUAGAAGUAGGCGUGAUUUCAUUGGGAACCACAUCCCAUGAUGGAAAUCAAAGGCAAGUCAAAGUGGAAGUACUAGGAGUAUUGGAGUCGAGCACUAAAUACCUUAGACUACGAGCGGUGGAACCCAUGCCUGAUGGAGACAGAAACUUUAGAAAGAAAUUCUUGAAGAUUUUAGAACCAAUUCUGAGUUGGGUGCACCCUGCCAGUACCAUCGUGACUGAUUUAACCGUAGAUAAAGCUACUUUACAUCAUAUGGGUUUUACGAAUGUGAUUCAAACUACUUCGAAUGAUUACAGUCAGAGCAAUAGAACUAUAAUGGAAUUUUUGAGAAGGAUUGUUCCUAGAAUGUUCCAAAAUACUUUGUCUCUUUUAUCAAGACAAAUUAUCCAACAAUUUCUGGACGAGCUAGUUUGGAGGGAGUGGUUUGGUAUAACUUCUCAAUUGGCAUUCGACAAUAUUCUUGCACAUCUAGCUGAGCAAACUAGAUCGAAUACACACACACCUCUUGUGCUCAGAUUGAAUAAAGUUGCGGCAAACCCGUUCAGAUGUUGGAGCAACAAUGCUGGAAGUCCGAUACCUGGCAACAGUGCAACACCAACUCCUGCACCUCGUGCAUCCAAAAUCUCUGAAGAGGCAUCGUCCACGUCCAAGAACCCCCCUCAAGCAUCAGCAGCAGCGGCUGCUACACCUGCCAAGACUCCUGUUCCGGAAGUGAAAAAAUACGGAAGAGGAAAAAAGAACAAUGCUCCCCAAGUCCAAGUUGUUCAAGAACGUCCGAACAAGCCCGUAUCACCAGACGUUCCCGAGCAAAUGGUGCCCCUCGAGAAUUACUAUUACGGUACAAUAGACCCCCUGAUCACCUCUUCGUCGAAGGUCACCCUAAACAUGAAAUGUCCCUUCUGCAAGAGCAGCUUCGACAACAACAUCCUCCUUCAGAACCAUCUCUUCAAGCAUGCACACAACGUUUCCAACGAUGCCUACCUGUGCCGUUAUUGUUUGACGAGCGUGUCUACGGCCAACGAACUGAUCCACCACGUCAACAAGUGCCAUCCCGGAGAGACCAAAUUCGACUACGGCUUCGUGUGUCUGAUUUGCGAGAUACAUUACAUGAAUCCGUUUGUGUUGGGCAAGCACAUGUCGAAAGAACACAUCCCCCACGAAUUACCCUACCAGUGUGGAAGCUGCUCGUUCAGGUGCUCGAAUCACAAGCAGGUCAUCGAUCAUUUUUAUUUGAAACAUGACGGUGGAGCCACGAUACAAUGUCCGUUCUGUCUGAAAUCUACAACCGUUUGGUCAAGUGGAAGGAAUGUUGCCCAAAAUAUUCACUACUUCAUCCAACAUCUUCAAAAACACCAGAAGAAGCAAUUCGCUAAAAGAUGUGGCAAAUGCAAUCUCUGGUUCGUUCAAAAGGAAGUCUUGAAAGAGCACCAGCAAAAAAUGCAUAUAUCCCUACGUGGCAAAGCGGGACUAGUACCUUACGCUUCGCCUAGGAAUGGAGUGAUGGUGCCAAAAUCGAAAAUUGACAAGGAUCCAUGCGAUGCGGAAGUUAUCAAUUUUUCUUCUCUUUAUUAUAAUGUUUCCAGCGAUUCUGUAUGCAAGGAAUGCAAUCAGACUAUCUCAUCUUCCAAACAUUUCCCAUCGUUCGAUAACUGUCAGAAUCCUAACUGUCAAUAUUCCACGUGUUGUGCCAUUGCCAUGAUGACUCACAAUGCAAAAUGUAAAGGACUGAACUCUGUGAUACCACCAGAAACACUUCCUUAUGAAAUGUUUUGUGUCUGUGGCUUCAGAGACGUUGAUGGAAAUUCGAUGGCGAAGCAUUUAGCAAUCUGCGAAAAGAAAUCAGCCUAUCCCUCGGAAGCAGAAGCAAAAUCUGCGACAGUAAUGCAUAGUAUGUUAGAUAUUUUGGGUUUAGUUAGAAAACCUGAAGAAAAGCCAUCUGAAACUAUUCCCAUCGAAGAGAAGACUGAGGACUCGUUGAAAACUACUAAAAAAGCAAUAGAUUCGACUGAGAUAAAUAUACUUUCUGAUGAAGAGGAUGAAAGUCCUGUAAGUGUUGAAAUUCUGGAAAAAAACAAACCAAAUGAAAAUGAUUCCACAUUAGAGAGUACAAUUAAAGAAGAAAAUACAGCUAUUAUUGAUAAACAAAAUUCCAAUAUCGAUGACAAGGUUAUUGAAAAUAAGAAGGAAAGUGAGGAAGACACGAUUAUAGAUAUUGAAUCCGAUGAAGAUAUAGUAAUCAAUGAUGAAGUCAUAACUAAAUCUCCACAAGAUAUACCAAAAAAAGAGGAAAAACAAAAUUUAGAAGUACUUGAUGAUGACAAUGAAAACGAAACUGAAGAAAUAAAAAUUGACUUGAAUAAAGAACAGAAAGAAAAUGAAUUUGAAAUUAAUGAAAUUCCAGAAGUGAGUAAUUCCCCCAGUGAAAAAGGUACCACUGAUCAUGAUAUAGAAAAGGAUCUCAUGACAGAAAAAGAAGAGAAUGAAGUAAAAUCUACCGAAGUGGAAACUGAGAAGAAGAUAGAAGCAGAUAUCACUGAACAGAAGAUGGAAACAGAUCAGACUGAAAAAAGUAUAGAUAGUGAUGAGAUAGAAACAGAUCAGACUGAAAAAAAUUUAGAUAGUGAUGAGAUAGAGAAUGAACAGAUUGAGAAAGAGAAUGAAGGAAAUCUUAAUGAAAAAGAGAUUGAAACAGAGAAUUCUUCUCAAAUAGAACAAAUUGAAGGAGAGGUGGAAUCUGAUAAAAUUGAAAAAGAAAUAGAUGAUACAAAUAUGAACAUCGAGAUCCAUCACACUGAAAAAGAGAUGCCAACAGAAAAUACGGCAAUGGAAGUAGAUCAUGAUGAAAAAGAAAUGGAAGUAGAUCAUGAUGAUAAAGAAAUGGAACUAGAUCAUGAUGAUAAAGAAAUGGAAGUAGAUCAUGAUGAAAAAGAAAUGGAAAUAGACCAAGAUAAAAAAGAAAUGGAAAUAGAUCAUAAUGAAAAAGAAAUAAAAAUAGAUCAAAAAGAAAUAAGAACAGAGGAGACUCAAAAAGAUAAUGAAAUAGAGAAUACUGUGAAGGGAAUUGAAGAAAAUGAUAUGGAAGGAAAUAUUGAUACAGUUGAAACAGAAAAAAGUGAAUGCCAAUCGCCAAAAAAUCUUGAGGGAGAGGUUGAAGAAAAUCUUACUAAAGAAAAAAUCGGAACAAACCAUCCUGAAGAACAAAUAAAUAAUGUUGAAUUUGAAAGUGAUUCAGCAAAACUGGCUGCAAAUGAAGAAGAAAAUUUGGAAUCAUUGGUCACGCUUGAUGAAGUUCCAAUGGAAAAAAAUAAGAACGAUGAAAAAGUUGAUUUGGAAGAAACAAAUAAUGAAAAUGAUAAUAAAAAAGAUAAUGAAAUUACAGAAAUUUCUGGAGAUAGCAGUGAAAAUGCAACGGAGAAUGACCAGCAAUUAAAUGAUGAAAAAGAUGGAGAUAUUCAAGAACAGGAAGUUGUAACACAACAAAAUGAAUCAAAUACAGUUUCUGAUCCAAAUUCUUGUCAAGAAAAAUCUCCAGUAUUUGACGAAGUUAUUGACGACAAAACGUUAGUUGGUACACCAUGCAAAGAUAGUGAAAACGAAAAUGUGCAAGAAGAUAAUUUAAUUAAUGACGUUUUAGCAACUGAUAAUGUUCCGACUACUAAUUUAAAUUUGACAGAAGGUUCGGCGAGUAUGGAUGUGGACUAGAUUAUUUAAGAGAAUAAGGUUAAUCAUAUUUGAUUAUUAUUUUUGUAAAUAUUUUAUUAAUGGUAUUUUCAACUUGUAUAAAGAGAGUGUUUUGUUUAUAUUUCUGAAAAAAUAGUACCACUAUUUAAUCAGGUAUCCUAGAAUUGAUUUGCUACAUGUUAUAUCGUGGUGUUCGAAUUAUAUACUGUAUUUGUUAAAUUUUCUUUUCGAUAUUUUCACUCAGAAGUACUCUAUAUGUUCAGUUUUGAUUUCAGGAUACCUGAAUAUUUUUGUUAAGAGUUUUUAUUAUGUAUAAACACGAAUACAAUAUUUCAAUUAAAUUUUCUUUCAUACUUCUGACAUGAAUAAUGUCUAUAA
Molecule: messenger RNA, 5868 nt
Organism: Harmonia axyridis
Lineage: Eukaryota; Metazoa; Arthropoda; Insecta; Coleoptera; Coccinellidae
Gene: row
Exons: 14
Coding region: 181-5511 (1776 amino acids)
Biological process (GO): regulation of transcription by RNA polymerase II
Cellular component (GO): nucleus
Molecular function (GO): DNA-binding transcription factor activity, RNA polymerase II-specific; sequence-specific DNA binding
Source: RefSeq, a predicted model, not a curated record